CAGGUGGUUCGUUUUCGACGCUCUCUUGGUGAUGCUCAUGGUGGCGGAGACCUGGGUGUUAACCUUGGUGGUCCUUUUCAUUGGUGGCAUAGGCGGUGGAAUGCCCACAGGACCUUUGCGCUUGCUUCGCUUGUUGCGCCUCUCACGAUUGGUGCGCUUGCUGCGGGAGAUGCCAGAGCUGUUGACCUUGAUCAAUGGGAUGCGGGUGGCUGCAAGAGCGGUUUCAUCUGCCUUGCUUCUAAUUUGUUUGCUGAACUACGUGUUUGGUAUUGUGCUGCUGAUGUUUCUGGGGAACAUUGUGGAGAUCAGUGAUCACUUUGGAACGCUGGGCCUUUGUAUGUGGACUCUGAUUUUUUCUGGCACCUUCUUGGAUGGCAUGAAAGAUGUGGUUGAUUUGCUUCGGACGUUGGAGUUGCAUGGGUACUCCUGGCUUUUGGGCUGGGGGAUGAUCUCCAUCUUCAGCAUGUAUGUCUUGCUCACCAACGUCACCGUCAUGAAUAUGCUGAUCGGCAUCCUGUGUGAGGUGGUUUCGGAAGUGAAGCGUGAAGACGAGGAAGGUGUGGCGAUUGACUUCAUGAAGGAGCACUUGCGCACCAUGCUCACGGAUUUGGACCAGGACAAGAACGAAAAUAUCUCCAAAAAGGAGCUGCAAGCGGUGGUGGAAGAUGAGCGGGCUCAGAAAGUGCUCUCCGAACUCCAGGUGAAACCGGAAGAUGUCAUCGAUCUUACAGAGUAUCUCUUUGAGGAAGAUGAAGAUGCAGGACGUGAGCAGGAAGUGACCAGAGAAGAACUGCUGGAAGUGAUCCUGAAAAUUCGCGGGGGCCGCACUAUCUCCAACCAGGACAUCAUUGAUGUUCGAUGCGACAUUCGCCGGAUUGUCCAGAGACAAACUGGUUUGGUCCUUCGAGAAGUGAACCACUUGCAGAAGCGGAUGGCUGACAUGGUGCAGAAGAUGGCCUCAAUGCUUCCUUCGCAUGGUACUUCCAGCACUCGUCCAGGAUAGUGGAAGCAGUCUCGUCGGAGAGAAUUUGAGCCGUCGUGAUGCGCAGAGCAACUCCCGGAGGAUGAUGGACCUCCCGAUGUGAAC
Messenger RNA from Cladocopium goreaui, 1087 nucleotides. Lineage: Eukaryota; Dinophyceae; Suessiales; Symbiodiniaceae. The record is from the annotation of a GenBank genome assembly.